Molecule: messenger RNA, 1623 nt
Organism: Triticum aestivum (bread wheat)
Lineage: Eukaryota; Viridiplantae; Streptophyta; Magnoliopsida; Poales; Poaceae
Product: DNA-directed RNA polymerase III subunit RPC8
Exons: 9
Coding region: 744-1376 (210 amino acids)
Biological process (GO): transcription initiation at RNA polymerase III promoter; DNA-templated transcription
Cellular component (GO): RNA polymerase III complex
Source: RefSeq, a predicted model, not a curated record
AUCUGUUGUCACCCCCUCGCUGCAAAGCCAAUAUCGCAGCCGUUUUUUUUUUCAGCGCCCGCGCUCGUCCACCCGAGCUCCCGCGCUCCCACUCCGCACUCUUCCCCCAGGCGGCGGCGACCGCGCCACCGUCCCCCUCCGCCGGAGCUCGCCGACGCCCUCCUCCCUCCUCCCCGUCCCCAUCUCUCCCUCUGUCGGCGCGCCUAUCCCUACCGCCUCGCACAGCCGCCCGCCGCCGCACCACCCCCACCAGCCGUCACUCCGCGGUUCGCAGCCCGCCUCCCGAACCCCAUCUCUCCCCGCCACGCCUCCCCCGUCCGCCACCCCCGUCCGCCAUCUCUGCCCUGUCGCCUCCCCAGACAGUUGCAGAACCCUCCCGAGGAUGGGAUUUCUGAUUAUAUAGAGAUAAAAAAGAAGUAGAGGCUGAGAAAUAUGGCAAUUGCUGGAGUUGGGGGCUUUUUUGGGGCUCAAAAAGUAGGGUAGCACUACUAGGCCUUUAAGGCCUCCUGCUGGAGAUGCUCUUACUUUCUUGCUGCCUCCAAGUGGCGUGUCCCCAUUCUUUUGUUGGACUUCAGCCACUGACAUAAGCAGGAGAGGGGGGGGGGGGGGGGGGCAGUUGCCGUUCCUACGGCGCGAGGAAUGGCGUGACACGUGGGGGACACGCGGUGGAGCAAGUGGAAGCGUCGACGACUCUGCUUAUCCAGGCUUUAAUAUUUUCCUGGCUCCGGUACUGGACGUGAAGGAUGUUUGUUCUGAGCCAGAUCGAGCACAACCUGCCCAUGCCUCCGCACUUGCUGAAUCGCCCUCUCGUUGACGCCAUCAAGGCCGAGCUUGAGAGGCUCUUCCUGGAUAAGGUGGUUGCAAAUCUCGGUCUCUGCGUGUCCGUCUAUGACAUCCUUGCCGUUGAAGGUGGAUUCAUCUUUCCUGGAGAGGGCUGCUCGACGUAUAAAGUUUCCUUUAGGUUAUUGAUGUUUAGGCCCUUUAUUGGGGAGGUUCUUGUUGGGAAGAUCAGCGGAUAUGAUGAGAAGGGAUUGCAAGUUUCACUUGAUUUUUUCACCGAUAUAUGCAUCCCGGGACACUUGAUGCAGUUUGGCACAGUGAGGGGGGAAGAUGGUAGGUGGGCGUUGAAGACUGAAGAUGGUGAUGAACUUCAUCUUGACAUUGAUGAUGAGAUACGAUUCUUGGCAUCUAGCAUAAAAUACCCACCUAUACCAGUUGAGCAAAAGGAGGAUGACAAGCCAUUUGCUCCAAUGCAGAUCAAUGGGAGUAUUAAAGGAGAUGGUCUUGGCCUUCUUGCUUGGUGGGCGGCAGUAGAGGGCGAGGAAGAGGAACAGGGUGAGGGAGAUGGUGAGGGUGAGGAAGAGCAAGAGCAAUAGCAGCAAAGUUGUUUCUGGUAACUCUCUGUGUAACUAGAAGUUUAGACCAUAAGCUAGGUGGCAUGCUAGAAACUUGUAAUGGCUGUUAGGAAUUGAUGAUCUGCUGCUGCACAGUUUGUGGUAACACUGGCAAGCAAGCAAGCAAAGAAGAAGAAUGGCCAGAUUUGAAGUGGAAAACAUAGGGCACUGUGAGACAUCUCAUCCUAGUUGAACUUGCAACGAUCGAUGGCUAUUUCCCAGUUGAUAA